AAAAGCUUCAGGUAAAUGCUCAAACUUCCUCAACCUGAUCACAAAGCAACCAUGAAGUCUCUUAUCUUCGUUCUGCUCCUCGGAGCUGUCUUCGCUGAGGAGGACAAGAUCGUCGGAGGGUAUGAGUGUACGAGGCACUCCCAGGCCCACCAGGUGUCUCUGAACUCUGGAUACCACUUCUGUGGAGGCUCCCUGGUCAGCAAGGACUGGGUGGUGUCUGCUGCUCACUGCUACAAGUCCCGUAUUGAGGUGCGUCUGGGCGAGCACCACAUCAGGGUCAACGAGGGAACCGAGCAGUUCAUCUCCUCCUCCAGCGUCAUCCGUCACCCCAACUACAGCUCCUACAACAUCGACAACGACAUCAUGCUGAUCAAGCUGAGCAAGCCCGCCACCCUGAACCAGUAUGUGCAGACUGUGGCCCUUCCCACCGAAUGUGCUGCUGAUGGCACCAUGUGCACCGUGUCUGGCUGGGGAAACACCAUGAGCUCCGUUGAUGACGGGGACAAGCUUCAGUGCCUGAACUUACCCAUCCUCUCCCACGCCGACUGUUCCAACUCCUACCCUGGCAUGAUCACCCAGUCCAUGUUCUGCGCUGGCUACCUGGAGGGAGGCAAGGACUCCUGCCAGGGAGACUCCGGUGGCCCCGUGGUGUGCAACGGUGUGCUGCAGGGUGUUGUGUCCUGGGGAUACGGAUGUGCUGAGAGGGACAACCCCGGCGUCUACGCCAAGGUCUGCGUUCUCUCGGGCUGGGUUCGCGAUACCAUGGCAAGUUAUUAAAUGAUCCUCUUCAGAUUCCUGUAGCAGCUUCACAUCAGGCUGUUAAUGGAGAAAAUGAAUAUGAUCAAUAAAGUUUAAAAGAGAAAUCAUA
This is a messenger RNA of Gadus morhua (Atlantic cod), 868 nucleotides long. RefSeq names its product trypsin-10-like. Gene Ontology annotation, biological process: proteolysis. Gene Ontology annotation, molecular function: serine-type endopeptidase activity. The coding region runs from base 16 to 777 and encodes 253 amino acids. The record is from RefSeq and is a predicted model, not a curated record. NCBI's taxonomy places the organism in Eukaryota, Metazoa, Chordata, Actinopteri, Gadiformes, Gadidae. The transcript has 6 exons.